Molecule: messenger RNA, 2872 nt
Organism: Aegilops tauschii subsp. strangulata
Lineage: Eukaryota; Viridiplantae; Streptophyta; Magnoliopsida; Poales; Poaceae
Product: E3 ubiquitin-protein ligase WAV3
Source: RefSeq, a predicted model, not a curated record
GGAAGCGGAAGCUCGCUCGUAGUCGUAGGCCAGCCUACCCGCCUCCCCUCCCCUAUUAUAACUUCCCUCCAAAGUCCAAUCCCACCACAAUUCACACACGCCGGAGGAGCAGCGAGAUACAGAGCCCCAUGUGACGGAUUCAUGGUGGUGGCAGGACGAAGAAGCAGCAGCCGCAGAGCAUCAUACUUAUCAUAUAAGUAGAGGAGCCGGCGCCAUUCUUUCUCUCCCCGGAGACUCUGAGCCAGCAAGUUAGAGCAGCAGGGGUGGAGCCGGCGGCGGUGGUAGAGAGGGAGAGGUUCGAGAUGGGGACGGGGUGGCGGAGGGCGCUGUGCACGUCGGUGAGCCGGGACGACAGCAGCGACGGCGGCGGCAGCGGCAGCGCCAAGCGCCGCCCGCCGCCCGCGCGCGGCGACGCGCCGGCGACCCCGCGGAAGCUGGCCUUCUUCUCCGGCAUGGGCGGCGGUGGCGGCGGCAACCCGUCGGCCCCCGCGCUGCGGUGCCGCACGAAGCCGACGGCGGAGCCGGAGAGCGUGGCGCCCGUGACGCCGCCGCAGCCGGCGUCGGCGCCGGUGUCGGCCAGGAAGCGGGUGCCGCUGCUGCAGGCCAUCUCGGCGCCGUCCUCGCCCAGAUCCCCCUCCAGAUUCGCGCUCUUCAAGGCCUCCAUCCUCCCCACCAAGGCACGGUGCGGCGUGUGCACGCGGGGCGUCAAGAACGGCGGCGGGGCGGCGGUGUUCACGGCGGAGUGCUCCCACUCCUUCCACUUCCCCUGCAUCGCGGCGCGCGCGCGCGGGGCCGCCUCCGGCGCGCUCUGCUGCCCGGUCUGCUCCGCGCCGUGGCGCCAGGCGCCGUUCCUCGCGUCGCUCCGCCUCCACCUCGACGUCGACGGCUCCCCGCACCGCAAGCGCAGGACCUCCGACGACUCCCGCAAGGCAGCGCCGCCGCCGCAGACCAAGGCGGCCGGCGUGCCCAAGGUGUACGACGACGACGAGCCGCUCCUGGCGCCCAAGUCCGCCGCCAACGGCAGCGGGUUCAACCCGAUCCCGGAGGCGGACGAGGACGAGGGCGAGGGCGAGGGCGAGGAGGCCGGCCGGGAGGGCGAGUUCCGGGGCUUCUUCCCGCACCCGCCGCGGGCGCGGACCGGGCUGGCGGUGACCGUGGCGCCGGAGGCCGCGCUGGUGUCGUCCGGCCGGCGGCACGGCAAGUACGUGGUGGUGGUGAAGGUGAAGGCGCCGGGGCUGCGGUCGUCGGCGUCCCGGCGCGCGCCCAUCGACCUGGUGACGGUGCUGGACGUGAGCCAGGGCAUGAUGGGGGAGAAGCUGCAGAUGCUGAAGCGCGGGAUGCGGCUGGUGAUCGCGUCGCUCGGCCCCGCCGACCGGCUCUCCGUCGUCGCCUUCUCCGGCGCCGCCAAGCGGCUCAUGCCGCUGCGGCGGAUGUCGCGGCAGGGGCAGCGGUCGGCGCGGCAGAUCGUGGACCGCCUCGUGGUGUGCGCCGCCGCGCAGGGGCAGGAGCAGGCGCAGAGCGCGUGCGCCGGCGACGCGCUGCGCAAGGCCACCAAGGUCCUCGAGGACCGCCGCGACCGCAACCCCGUCGCCACCGUCAUGCUCCUCUCCGACACGCAGCAGCAGCAGGACGCGAGGAAGCACGGCGAUCACCACCACUCCCUGCGCCGCCCGCAGGCGGCUCCGGCGGCGGCCACGCGGUUCACCCACGUGGAGAUCCCCAUUGCCGGGCCGGCCGACGACGCGCCGGCGCGGUCGCCGCUCGCGCCCAAGGAGGAGCACCUGGAGUCGAGCGCCCCCGCGGAGCACGCCUUCGCGAAAUGCCUGGGCGGCCUCGUGAGCGUGGUCAUGCAGGAGGUGCACCUGGAGCUCGCCUUCCCGACGGGCGAGAUCACGGCGGUGUACUCCUGCGGCGCCGGGCAGCAUGCCGUGGCCCUGGCGGGCGGCGCCGGCGGCAACGGCGGGUCGGCGCUGAGCGUGCGGCUGGGCGAGAUGUACGCGGAGGAGGAGCGGGAGCUGCUGGUGGAGCUGCGGGCGCCGCUGGGCGCGCACCCGCACUCGCUCUCCGUCCGGUGCGCCUACCGCGACCCGGCGUCGCAGGAGACGGUACGCGGCGCCGAGCAGCCGCUGCUCCUGCCCCCGCUCCACGACGGCGGCGGCGGCGGGAGCUCCACGUCCUCGCAGCAGCGCCUGCACGACCUGUUCGUGGCGACGCGCGCCGUGGCGGAGUCGCGGCGUCUGGCGGAGCUGAGCGACUUCUCGACGGCCACGCACCUGCUGUCGUCGGCGCGGCGGCUGGUGCUGCAGUCCCCGCCGACGCAGCAGCAGCAGGACCUGCUGGGCGGGCUGGACACGGAGCUGAGCGACAUGCGGUGGCGGCGCGGCCAGCAGCAGCCACCAACGCCAACAUCCCGGUCGGCAACGCCGUCGGGCACGCCACGAGCGUCGUCGGGCGGCGGAGGGGGAGCAGGGGGCGAGCCGCUGACGCCGACGUCGGCGUGGCGCGCGGCGGAGCAGCUGGCGAAGGUGGCCAUCAUGCGCAAGUCCAUGAACCGGGUGAGCGACCUGCACGGCUUCGAGAACGCGCGCUUCUGACGACGGCGACGGUCGACGGUCGAUCUGUAACGAGCACGGGAAGUUGUUUUUGUUUUUGGUUUGGUUUUGUGAAUCGGACGUGAAGAAGAAGAAGACCCUGCCGGAGUGCGGCGGUGGACGGACGGCUAGAGGUGCUGCUGCCAUUGUUGUUGUUAAAAGAGUAGCCAAGUGAAAUACUAGGAUCCUCCAUGAUAUUGCUUUUUUUUUCCUUUCCUUUCCUUCUUGUUAAUUACUCCAUGUUUUUUCCUUAGUAAUUAUAAGACUUGAUUCAUUCUUAA